AUGGAGGAAGAGCUCAAGUGCCCCGUCUGCGGCUCCCUCUACAAGGAGCCCAUCCUGCUGCCCUGCUCCCACAACGUCUGCCUCUCAUGCGCCUGGAGCAUCACGGUCCAGACCCCAGAAGGCGAGACCCCGGCGCAGAGAGCCUCGGGAAGCUCGGACUAUGACUACCUGGAUAUGGAUAAGAUGAGUCUGUACAGCGAGACGGACAGUGGGUACGGGUCAUACACGCCGUGCCAGCUCAAGUCCCCCAACGGCGUAAGGGUCUUCCCCCCGAACGCGCCUCGCCACUGCUCCCUGACCUGCCCUCUCUGCCACCGCAGCGUGAGUCUGGACGAGCGUGGGUUGAGAGGAUUCUCCAGGAACCGGCUGCUGGAGGCGAUCGUGGCGAAGUACCAGCAGACCAGAGGCAUCACCGCUGCUGCUGCCCCAUCCUCCACCUCCACAUCCUCUUCAUCCUCAUCUGCAGGCGUGAAGUGUCAGCUGUGCGACCGGAACCCACUGGACGCCACGGUGAUGUGCGAGCAGUGCGACGUCUGUUACUGCAACGCGUGUCAGCAGCGGUGCCAUCCCUCCAGAGGACCCCUGGCCAAGCACCGCCUGGUUCCGCCGCAGAGGAGAGCCGAGAGAGCGCAGGGCAGCAGCGGGGGACAGAUGCCUCCUCUCACCGCCAGGAAACCGGCCACCUGCGCGGACCACGAAGCCCAAAACUUUAGCGCGUACUGCUGCACCUGCAAGAGCCCGGCGUGCGCCAAGUGUCUGGAGGAGGGCAAGCACCAUCAGCACGACGUGAAGCCGCUGGCAGUGAUGUGGAAGCAGCAUAAGCUCAGUGGUUUCUCAGAGCAGAAGGUGGAGCGACAUGAGCUCAUUUUACAGUUGGUCAGACUCUGA
Knipowitschia caucasica is the source of this 888-nucleotide messenger RNA. The record is from the annotation of a GenBank genome assembly. NCBI's taxonomy places the organism in Eukaryota, Metazoa, Chordata, Actinopteri, Gobiiformes, Gobiidae.